AGUGGAAGAGGCUCUGCUGCUGUCUGCAAGCUGUCUGACCCGCAGGAGAGAUGCGCUACAUUCUGGUGCAAACUGCGCCAACGCUCUGAGGAGCUGCUGCUCAGAGACAGAACUCUGCUGCGUCACUUUCCUGUCCAGUUCAUUCGUUGAUGCCUUUGGAUUUGUUAUUCCUAUUAUCGGACAUGAUGUAUGCGGGCGGAAGAUUCUAGCGGAACGUUGGCCGGUGGGUUCUGCGUGUCCUUCUAGAAAAGGAGCAGACAUGUAUGCAGGACGCAAGAGGAGAAAACCCGUCCAGAGAGCGGUGAAACAGCCACCUGCUGAGGGAACAAAGUCAAAUCCGUCCAAACGGCACAGAGACCGGCUGAACGGCGAACUGGAGCAACUGGCCAGCCUGCUGCCAUUUCCUGAGGAGGUCACUGCUAGUCUGGACAAACUAUCCAUCUUACGGCUGAGCGUCAGCUACCUACGAGCCAAGAACUUCUUCUCUGUUGCCCUGAGCAGUCAGAAGGGAGCCGCUGGAGCCAGAGGGAACAACGAGAAACCAGGAGGUGGAGAGAAGCAGGUGUGUGAAGGAGAGCUGCUGCUGCAGGCUCUCAAUGGGUUUGUCCUGGUCACUACUGCAGAUGGGACCAUUUUCUAUUCCUCUCACACCAUCCAAGACUACUUGGGCUUCCAUCAGACUGAUGUCAUUCACCAGAGUGUGUAUGAGCUUGUCCAUACAGAGGACCAACAGGAACUGAGAAGAAACCUGCACUGGGCUUUGAAUCCUUCCCAGGCUGCAGGAUCUGCCAUGUCCCAGGACUCCCCCCAAGAGAUGGAACCUGACAGCAGCUCUUCUUUGGUCACCUACAACCCCAAGCAGCUUCCACCAGAGAAUUCCUCCUUCUUAGAGAGGAAUUUUGUGUGUCGCUUCCGCUGCCUGCUAGAUAACUCCUCUGGCUUCCUGGCUCUGAACAUCCAGGGCAGGCUCAAGUUUCUGCAUGGACAAAACCAGCAGCAGGAAAAUGGAGGGAAGGGCACAACUCAACUUGCCCUUUUUGCCAUCGCAACUCCUCUGCAGCCUCCGUCCAUCCUGGAGAUCAGGACCAAAAAUAUGAUUUUCAGGACUAAACACAAGCUGGAUUUUACACCCUUGGCCUGUGAUGCUAAAGGGAAAAUUGUUCUUGGGUACACUGAGGCUGAGCUACGAGUUCGAGGAUCUGGCUAUCAAUUCAUCCAUGCAGCCGAUAUGUUGUACUGUGCUGAGAACCAUGUCAGAAUGAUAAAAACAGGAGAGAGCGGACUGACUGUGUUUAGGCUCCUCACCAAAGAGAAUAGCUGGAAAUGGGUCCAGGCCAAUGCCCGGCUGGUGUACAAGAACGGCAAACCAGACUACAUCAUCGCCACCCAGAGGCCACUUCUAGAUGAAGAGGGAGGAGAACAUCUGCGUAAGCGCUCCAUGCAUCUCCCCUUUACCUUUGCCACAGGUGAGGCCUUACUGUACCAGUCCAACCACCCCAUCGCAGACUUCAUCGAUGGAAGCCAGGAGAAAAACAGCAGCAAGUCCAAGAAAAGCCGAGCUGAAAGGCUGGCAAGGGAUGGCUUGGAUCCUGGUUCUCUUCUUGGGGCUCUCAUGAGUCAGGACCAGUCUGUAUAUGUUUACCAACCCAACACAACCUUUCACAGCAGUUUCAUUGGAGAGCAGACAAACUUCUCUGUCUCUGAACCUUCAAGGCAGAGCCAGAGCUGGGAUGUGCCUCAUAAUGGUGUUUUAGAGCCAGGCAUUUCAGAACCCAGUGCCAGCUUCGACCCACUGCUAGCUACCCUGGAUUCUCUUACCCUGGAAGGUCAGGGUGUGGUGGAUGCAGAGGAUGGGAGCUGUUCCAACAGUGAGCUGUUUGGAGCUUUGGAAGGGCUGGGUCUUAGUGCCGAGGACCUGGAGCUGCUGCUCCUGGAUGAGCGAAUGAUCAGGGUGGAGAUGGAUUCUGACCGUGUGCCUGCGUUGGAUGACCUGUUGACAAAUGAUGAAAUCCUCUCAUAUAUCUACAACUGUAUUGAAGGUAGGGCUGUUUCCAUAGAGCAUGGGAGGCAGGCACUUCCUAGAACAACAGCAACGAUCCCUACCACAGUGUCGGCAUCUGAAAGUAAUCCCAGAUCUGGUGCUGAUGUGCAGAUACAUUUUCCUCACUGUAAGCCUUGCCUGGUGGGGCAGGCUCCUAUUGUGCAGCUGUCACAGCAGAUGCAGCAGCACCUCAACAUGCAAAAAGGCAGACUUGGCCAUGAUUGGAGCCAGCAUAGAGACCAGCUGACUAAUGGAGAGCUGCUGGGGCAUAAUCCAGGCCUCCACAAUGGACACUGGACAGCUCAGGACACUCUCAUCUGUGCAGGAUUGCAUCUCCAACACACAAACACUCAGCACAUGGUUUUCAGCAACAAGGCCACAGAGCUGGAUGGGCAGUUUCUCCAGCAACAAAUGCACCAACAGUUCCAACAUUAUCAGCAGUCAAUAACACAGAAGCAGCUCUCCGAGCACUGUCAUGUCCAACAAAGUUCAACCACUCUCAAUGGAAUGUGUGACGCCUUCUCCAACUGGUCCACAACUAAACCUCAGUGGCAGGAUUUUGAUUUCACUGAAAGUCCCGGUAACGAACCCUGUCCAGACAACAGCCAGAAACCAAUUACUUCUUUAGACUUGUGCACUAAUUACAGAAUGGCAGAAAUGCCAAACGUGGAUUCCACUGUCAGUGGAAGUGCUUUGUAUGGGAAGGUUGGACAGCAGGACAGAAGUGAGUUCACAGUUUCAUCUUUCCAGCAGCAGCAAGAAGAGAUCGCCCUCCCCUCCACUCAGUGCCCUCUCCCCAAAACAUCCCUGGAGCAGAUCGUGGGAGUUGGAAAACCCUGCAGUCAGCCAGGCCGCAGUGACAUGAUGAGCUCCGAAAUUGGCAACGACCCAAGUAACAGUAAGAUGAAAGGCUGCAUCCUGGACACUUCCUAUCCUGGAGACUGUGUCAACGAGAAUGGAGCAGCGCCCCCUGCUGUCAAGGUGGUCAGUUCUGAGACUAUACCUCAAGUACCUGAAUCACAAGCCAGCGGCUUCUACCUCUGACCAAGUCAUUAUCAUGUAGCAGGACAGUGUGAAGAAGCAGAAACACAGUGACUGUAGCAGCCUUAUGCAUACAAAGAACAUGUUUUUUUUCUGUUCUUCUAUUUGCUUUUUGUGUGUACCGUAAUCUAACUCAUAUUAUCACAAGUUUGUUGUUUACAGUCUUUAAGUGAAGAGUCUAAGUUAUGUUGAUGAGUCGAAAUGAGAAUGAUGUCAAGGUGAAUUUAGGAAUGUGUUCAUUAACAUGAUUAACUAGUGGAAGCUGAAUAUCAGCCGACAUGUGACAACUCAACAAGUUCAAAUGAACAGAGGGAAAUCUGUUGUCAUAUUUUAAUUUCAGUAGAUCUUUUGUGUGUAUUUUCUUUGACAAUGCACAAACCUGAGAUUUGGUCAAUUCAGAUGAUAGUUGAAUAUCAAGAAUGUACAGUGAUACCUAGAAAGACUAAAUUUAAAGUAACACCACUUCAAUAAGCUCCAGACAUCCCCAAACUGUGCAGUAUUUUUUUUCUACAACAGGAAAAUGCCUCCAGAGCCGCUGUGGACCUGUGUUCACGUCUUCCUGUCCAUGUGGGAUGUGCAGACUGUCACUUAUUUCUUAUUCCUCCUGGUAAAGAUGUUUAAAUCCAGCUAUUAUUGAAAGAGCAAGAUCUCAACCUGGACGUUUUAGGGGAAAAAAAAGUCUACUUUUAAUUUAAAUACAUUUAUUUGGUGGGAAAAAACUGCUGUUAAAAAUAACUUUUUAACAUAAUAAUGGGUGGCACAAUUACUGGUACUAAAAAUAGUCUCUUUAGAGUAAAUUUAACUGAAGUGUUUGAUCCUAACAUCACAAAUAUAAACAUGUACAGUCUUGUGAACUCUACUGAGACUUUAACUAGGACUGUGUGCUUUAAUCAGUCUAAGUUGGUUUAAAUUGAAGCAAAUGAUAAAUAUGUGGAAGAACUCCUGAGGCCCACUGUGAAGCAUGGUGGAGGAUCCAUGUUGCUGUGGGCUGGUUUCUCUGGUGGACUCUACCAGUAAACUGGUAGUACCUCAUCACUGGAGUUUUGAUCCACCUUUUCUGAGUCGAGCAUCACAGAAAAGGUUCAACAGGCAAAAAUACCCUGUCAGUUGCCACCUCAGUUCCCAGAGCUAAACCUUGAUCUGAAGAGAAGAAAGCAUCAGGGAGGGUCAAAGGUCACUCUCUAAACGCUCCAGCCUUGUGAAGCAUUAAAGGUGAAGAUCUUGUUCUACAAGAUCUAGCAAACAGUAUUAAUAGCAGACAUCAAUAGUUGCUCCACAGUGAAUUUAAAACAAUCAUUUCUUGACUCGCUGUUUGUUUCUCCACUGAAUAAAUGAACUCACACUGGAGAUUUUAAAGGAUUUUUUUAUUGUGAGAUGAUGCUGCUGAAAUAUAACUCCAAUUAUACACAUCUUUACUAGCAUUACAACUAACUUUAUAAAUCCCUGCUAGCAGUGAAGUAUUUGUACCAUGAUCAUGGAACUUGGAUCUGUAAACCUAGACGCUGCUCAGAUCCCGUGGAUUCAUAUCAGCUGCUUAAGGUUUUCUAUGUAUUUGCAGGGUAACAGUGAGAUGUUGUUCCCUAGAAAUGCUGCUGAAUUUCUAGAAACUAACAUCUGACAAAUUCAGAUAAGUUUCUGCAUGCAUUUGCCAUCUUCAGUCUAAACAAACCAUUCAACAUAUUUCUUUGGUAAAUCCUCCCAUCACACUGUGAGAAUGUUAUGUUUUAGCAGUAAUAUUCUCUAAAUGUUUGGCAUUUAGAAAUAUGGAUGGAGAAAAUGAUGAAUAGAAAUACUGAGCACUUUAUUUCAAGCAAACACUAAAUGCAGAUGUUAUAAUGCUGAGUUUCUUUUGGAAAACAUAAAGUAUUCUUGUUUUGAGGACCACUUCGGAGGAUUUCUUUUCAUCACAAACUCAAGUGCUUCAAUAGAGUUUUUUCUGUUAGAUUUUCUUUUUUUGUGUUUACUUAUUAUUGCAAACAGUUGGAUGUGUUUUCCUCCUGUCCCUGUAAUUCCUACCACUGCUGGACGUUGUGGACCUGAUUUGAGGAAAUUAUCUGUACAAGGAAAGCAGAAAAUGAUCCUUCUCUUCUAACAUGGAGUAGCGCUUGCUCUGCAGAAAGACUUAAGUCCAGACACAUGCGUUAAAAAUUCAGUUAACCCUUUUAGAAGAACAGUCCAUAAUUUUUCCAAGUCAUCUUAUUGUGAAGAGAUGAAAAAGGACGUAAACACACCAAAUGUCUGAUUCUAAAUAUCUGCUCCAAUGUCUUACUUUUCUUCUUCAGAGGUUGUAAUUAAAUCAGGUGAAAACGUUCAGGUCCACAGUACUGAAGAGUCCUUAGAAAACUGUAAGAUGUAAUAAACCAAAUGGUGGACAUAGAGUUGAUACUACAUAUUUACAUCCACAGUAUAAAAAAGACGGGACCUUUUUUUCCCCCUGUGUCUGACAUUAAAUCAGAUCAAACGUUACUGUUUAGGUCAGUACAGGUUACCAAAAUUACCUAUAUUUGCUAAAUGCCAGAAUUCUGAGAUCACUUUUCUUUUAUUUUCUAAAAUUUCCUGCAGUUUGAAUUGCCCUUUAAACCCUAACUUGGGUCAAAGGUGUUGGGUUUCCUUCCAGAAACUUCUCACAACAGGUUGCUGGAGUUCAGGUUCAUUCCUCCUGAUAGAACUGGUGGAACUGGGUCAGGUUUGUUAGCUGCUUUACUCUCACACACCUGUUUAGAUGUACCCACAACUUUCACCCCAUGAGUCUACAGGACUCAUUUCAUUGUGGAUAAUUUUGUGGUUUUCAGCUUUAGCCAACAUGUUCACAAGGUCUUUCCUCUUCUGCUGUGGAGCUGAUCCACACAUUUUACAUCUAAACAUGGACUUCUCUAGAACACAGAACCUGCUUCAUGACAGGAAUUUCGCAUGGUGUUUAUUGUGUAUAUUUGUGUUAAGAGAAGAAAUGAAACCCUAACCCAAAUGAACCAGACUUAAUGAGAUCCACAAUUCUCUUCUGUUGGUUUCGCUGGGUGUUUGAAGUAUGAAUUACUUCAGUUUAACUUAAAUGUUGUAAAUUAAACUAUGAGAAUCAUAUGAAGCUAUGGCAUCAUUGUCUGGACUUUCCAAUUCCCAGGCAAAGUAAAUUCAGUAUAAGUAAAGUUCUGACUUUAAAGAAAGGUAAUAUAUUUCUAUACUUUCUCACUGUUCUGGUAUUUUAUGCAUUGAAACAUUCUUGGUGACCUUAACUGACCCAAAACAGGAAAGGUUUAAAUGUCACACUGUGAGGAAAAAAGAACAUUUUUCAUCUUUUUGCACAGUCUGUCAGGAUCAGAUUUGUAGAUGGAUGCUGGAGGGAAGCAGCUCUGAAUGUCUAGGAAAACCCAGGAAAACGACUGAAACGUGUAGCUGAGGAGAAUUAUUCAGAUUAGCGAAAGAUGCUAAAAGAGAUUUCCACUUAGUAAUUCAGUUAAUAAUAAUGACAUGCAUUAACAGCAUUAUUAUUGUUUCUAAUGAGAUGGUACACACACGGAGAUGUUAGCGAGUCAGUUUGCUAUACUUAAUAAACUUCUGUGAAAUUCUAACAAUGUGAAAAAAAUGUGUAUAUUAAGAAGUUACUGGUAUGUACAUAAUUUUAUGUUGAGUAUCAUUUGGAGCACAAUUCUUUUGACUAUAUCAAAGUUAUCAUUUGUUUUGUAUUUGUAAAAGUUCUCAUGAUAAAACAGAUUCUGUGACAGCCUGAAAACAGUGCCAUACAGCAGAGCUUUGUGUCAGUAGGCUGAGUUGUUAUAGAGUCUGAAUCUUUUGUAGCCACAGGAAGUUUCAAAUGAGGGUGCUGUGGAUUGUUACUGUGAUCACUCUGCUCUCUUUUUCAUUUUUCCUCUUGGACUAAAACCAUUUGUGCAGCUGUGGGACUGCUCACUCAUACUUCACCAUCUCUGAAUGCUCCUGUUUGUUGUUCACAUGACAGGAAGCAGCAGGAGUCUCCAUCCACUGUCAGACUCCUUGCUGUGGAUCCCUGAAAUGAAAAGGUGCUAUGUGUCCCAGCAUCAAUAAAUCAUUACCACAUGAACUGAA
This is a messenger RNA of Xiphophorus hellerii (green swordtail), 7141 nucleotides long. RefSeq names its product aryl hydrocarbon receptor-like. Bases 260 to 3085 code for a protein of 941 amino acids. Gene Ontology annotation, molecular function: protein dimerization activity; transcription cis-regulatory region binding; nuclear receptor activity. Gene Ontology annotation, cellular component: aryl hydrocarbon receptor complex; nucleus. Gene Ontology annotation, biological process: xenobiotic metabolic process; regulation of transcription by RNA polymerase II; response to xenobiotic stimulus. Lineage: Eukaryota; Metazoa; Chordata; Actinopteri; Cyprinodontiformes; Poeciliidae. The transcript has 11 exons. The record is from RefSeq and is a predicted model, not a curated record.